GAUGCCUUCAUUCUCACAUAUCGACAAUCCACAAACUCUCGGAUCAUACUGCUACUGGCUGUUCGCUACCACUGUUUUCCACGCUCGCUAAACAGAAGAACUAUGGCCGUUGGAGCUACUGACAACUCUCAGGAGUGGCAGGGUCACAUAGACAGACCUCCACCAGACGCUUGCGACGAGCGUCGUCGUAGAUGGGCCAACCUCCUUCGCAACCAACAUUACGAGCCCGUCAUCUUUGAUAUCUUGAGCGACGAGCUCCCAAAGUACACGAACAGCUGCGUCAUUGACCCUACAGAUGUAGUCGUACAUAUGCGUGAAUGCGCCCUGAUAUUAGCAUCAGCACCGGAAUUCUUCUUCGCAGCCGUAGAAGGCAAUCUAGUGAGUCGUAUGUCCACCGAUACUGAUCUACAGGCAGAGUAUGCCGCUAUAAAACAGCGCGCAUACCGUCAGCCCUCCAUCUACAUUCACCUCCUAGCAGACGAGGAGGGAAAUGCACCAACACCAAUCCAGUACUUGGUCAUCCGCGACACAAUACAAUACUACCUUGGCCGAAAGAGUUCAGAGCUAGCGCAUCAUAUCGACAAUGUUACUCCGCCGUUCGUGUCGAUCGAGGCGUCAACACGAGGAUACCGUAAGUACCUCCACACCCCAAGUACUGAUCGCUCUCCUAGACGCAUUGCUACACUUCUACGCUUGUGUGGUGGCAUCGGACUCCGCUGCUCCCAAGUCUCGCCAUACUUGCAGGACAUUUCUCUUCCGUACCCUCCAGCUGAGGUCGGCUAUGCGCUCCACGCGCAUCAGAGGUUGGCUCAGCAUCGCGCCCACCGCUCGUCCAACUACGUUAUGAACCUCGUCGAGGAUAUUUGCAUCCACCUCUUCCGCACCAAAAUAUUGACACAGCACUUCAAAAUGCAUCAAUAUAUCAUCUACCUCAUCUUCCGACCUUCACAAGCAGCGAUUGCAGAGAUCUUCUGCUCAGGUCUGCUGCAAUGCUGGGUUAACGGCGGCGGAGGGUUCAAUGCGUAUCCGGCUGGGCGAAGCGUCGCGAGUUCGAGAAAGGUCAGUGGGAUGGAGUGGGCGGAGCACGAGACUCUAGCUAGACAGGUGAGUCCGUUGGAAGAGCGAAUGGAGGUGAUGAAGGAAAGAGCGGAGGUCUGGAGGAAGGCGCUAGAUUGGAAGAAGGAAGACGAGGAACACGAAGAUACAGAUGCAGAGGAGGCUGCAGAAGGAGGUGAUAGUAUGGAUGUGUUAUGA
Messenger RNA from Macroventuria anomochaeta, 1254 nucleotides. RefSeq lists its product as uncharacterized. The transcript has a single exon. Bases 103 to 1254 code for a protein of 383 amino acids. The record is from RefSeq and is a predicted model, not a curated record. NCBI's taxonomy places the organism in Eukaryota, Fungi, Ascomycota, Dothideomycetes, Pleosporales, Didymellaceae.